CACACAGGAAACUCGGGGGAGGGAAUGCCGUGUGCUUCUACAUUGAGAGAAGAACUGCUGUGUGCUCUGAAGAAGAACGUGCCGUUUUCCACCAUCAGAAGAAAACAGGCGUCCAAAGAUGGAAACGCCGCCAUGCUGCCGGAGGAGAGUCUGGAGAAGUUGGUGCACUUUAACUCGUGCGCAGUCGUCAGUAGUAGCCACGCACUGACGUUUCACGGGUACGGGAAGGAAAUAGACAGUCACGAUGCCGUGUUAAGAUUCAACUGUGCUCCGACUGACAAGUUUGAGAAGUUGGUCGGCAGCCGGACGGACAUUCGCAUGAUCAACACACUCAUUCCUCUGCGAAGCUGCCAGAAGGAAUUCUGGAGCGAGAAAAGCGCCAUGUUCACACACGCAACUUUGGUCGUUGGAAACAUGGACGGAAUUAACUUUGGACGUAGAGGCUCUUUGAACGUGAAACAGAAUACUCGCCAGUCGUUUUCCAACUUGAUCAAAUACCGGAAUACCUUUCCCAACAGAGCUAAGCCGUUUAUACAGAGGCCGAGAUUUGGGCAGGAUAUAAUGGCGGAAUUGGCUCGGUUCUGUAAAACAACAGGAAUGUGCGACAGGACAAAACUGCGCCCAAGUUCAGGCAUGCUUGGUGUUGUGAUGAUGUUACACCUCUGCGACUGGGUCCGUGUCUACGAGCUCGUUCCCUCCGACAAGGACGACACCAAACUCAUGUACUACUUCGACGAGAAGACGAUGUGGACAACUCACCACGUACACUCGUACAGUCAAGAAAGGAUUUACGUCAGGACUCUGUCGCUGACUCCCGAAGAAGACAUAGAAGAUACAGGCGUGGUGCUGUUGAAAGGGUUUACACAGACUCAAUGUGGCUGAUACAGAUUCAGAUUCAGAUUUUAUAGAGUAUCGACUGGCAUGUCACAUU
Molecule: messenger RNA, 931 nt
Organism: Branchiostoma belcheri (Belcher's lancelet)
Lineage: Eukaryota; Metazoa; Chordata; Leptocardii; Amphioxiformes; Branchiostomatidae
Product: beta-galactoside alpha-2,6-sialyltransferase 2-like
Exons: 3
Coding region: 25-882 (285 amino acids)
Molecular function (GO): sialyltransferase activity
Source: RefSeq, a predicted model, not a curated record